This is a messenger RNA of Drosophila biarmipes, 1517 nucleotides long. Its product is annotated as protein yellow. Bases 68 to 1375 code for a protein of 435 amino acids. Gene Ontology annotation, cellular component: extracellular region. Lineage: Eukaryota; Metazoa; Arthropoda; Insecta; Diptera; Drosophilidae. The record is from RefSeq and is a predicted model, not a curated record. The transcript has 3 exons.
GGUGGUUUAGUAUGAUGGCAAGAGCCCUCGAGUAAGGAUCACUAACUCUGCAAUUUGAAACCUGAAAAUGCUUAUUCUACCUUUAAUUCUUUGGAUUUCCUCCGCAAAUCCUUCCCUGGCUCAGUAUUACAUAAGCCGCCCCAAGCGCGUUUUUCCGGAUUUCAAGUUCCCCUCAGAGUACAAGGACGUUCCAAGAGUUUUCGAGUGGAAGAACCUGCAGUAUGGUUUCCCCAGUGAGCAAGAGCGAGAACAGGUGGUGCGCAGUGGACGCUAUAAUCCGGAUAGCCCCAUACCCAUCGACAUUGAUGUUUAUUACCCACGAAAUGGCGGCCCACCUCGUCACUUUGUGACUUCUCCCCGAUUCGGCCAAGGUGUGCCCUAUUCCCUGGCCUAUGUUACCAACGUGCAGCGGCCAAAUGGCAGUGAAAUCCAGGCGUAUCCCAGUUACCAGUGGCACAGCAGCCACGGGGCGAACUGCGAUGGCUUGACCUCCGUCUACCGGGUUCACAUCGACGCCUGUGGUCAGAUGUGGAUCCUGGACAGCGGCGAGAUAGAGUUCGUGCAGCACUGUGCGCCCCAAGUGGUGGUCAUCGACCUGGCCACCGACCAGUUGAUCCAUCGGUACCGCCUGCCUGAAACCUCUUACAAGGCCAAGGUCAGCAGAUUUGUGAACAUCUACGCGGAUAUCAGAGAUCCACCUCCAAGAGGGCAGUGCAAGGAUGUGUUUGCCUACCUGGCGGAUCCUACGAGUAAGGCCAUAGUGGUGUACGAUGUGAUGGGCCAAAGUUCCUGGCGCAUCGAGAACAAGUUCACCUAUCCCGAUGCCAAGUUCGGAACCCACACGGUGGCAGGCGAGAGUUUCGAGCUGCUCGACGGGCCUUUGGCCCUGGCGGUGACUCCUUUGGGUCUGGGCCUGCGUCGCCACCUGGUUUUCCACGCCCUGUCCAACGAUCUGGAGCUGGCCAUUCCGCUGGAUGUCCUGAACAAUGCCACAAACUGGCAAAGGGGCCUCAGUUCCUCCCUCUCAGAGUUCGUGAACCUCGGCAGAAGGGGCAUUCAGUGUGCCUCGCACGCGAUCAGCAGGCAGGGUUUCUGGUUUUGCGGCUUCCUCGAGCCCAUCGGCAUUUUUGGCUGGGACAUUCGAAGGCCCUACAACCGGCAAAACGUGCAGUUGCUGGCCCUAAAUCCGGUCACCCUGCAGUUUGUCAGUGGGAUGAAGAUCAUCCAGAGGCCUUCGGACGGCAGGGAGGAGCUGUGGCUGCUGUCGGAUCGUCUGCAGAAGAUCUUUGCCGGAACCAUCGACUACGGCGAAAUCAAUUAUCGGGUGCUGCGGUGCGAUGUGGAAGACCUGCUGCAGGGGCGGGGAUGCUUUUAGAUGCCCAGAUCAGACCCUCGAGAUCUGUGUAAACACUCUUAAGCCGACAUAAAAGAUGUCCAUCCAUAAAUCUUGGGACUAUUCGAAAGUGUUUGCUCGGCCGCCACAGGUACACGACCUUUGUCUCUGAUUUGAUGGUCAA